UCAUUGAAGCGUAAGAGCCCCCACGAUGAGAGUCCUUCAAGCCGCGCAUCGUCUCUGGAUACUUCCACCUCCACCUCAUCGUCAAUCCCGACGCCACUCACCUCACAGUCAGAAGUCUGGAAUGGUGUCCUGCUUAAGAAGUCUGGAGAUAUUUAUCCGCAUUCCCUGGCUUCUGGUAUUGAUCAUAUAGACGCAACCACGGUGCCCACACCAGCAAUGCUCUCUACCGCAAAGGCUCAUCUUGUCGAUGGUGUCAAGCAAGGUCGCAAGUUCAUCCGCCGGCAAUUUCUGGAACAGCUGGCACGCAUCCCAGGUCCUCCGGUUACAUUCGUCAACGAAGUAAAUAAAGAGACACCCUCUCUUGAUUUCACCUACAUCCAGGACUAUGUGCUUGGCGAAGGGGUGUCUCGAGAUGAUGCGGACGCAGUGAAGAUGGGUUGCAAGAAAUGCCGGCCGGAUAUGGGAGGCAACAAAGGAUGCGAAUACACUGGAAAAUGUGACUGCCUGGAGUUCGCCGCGCCUGAUGAGUCGCGUUGCAAGGACGACGAGCAGAGGGAACACUACGCAGCGUGGAGAAGUGGAGAGGCAGAUUCGGAAGGCCUACCCAAGCGAUUCCCCUACAGGAGAGAUCACGUAAACAACCUCUUCGUGUUGGACUCUUUCUAUCUGGACAGCAGAAACGCAAUCUAUGAAUGCAACGAGCUGUGCAGGUGCGGCCCAGGAUGCAAGAACAGAUUAGUUCAAAAAGGGCGAAAGGUGCCACUCGAAAUCUUCAAGACACGAAAGCGAGGAUUCGGUCUUCGCUGUCCUAUCGAUCUCAAAAGAGGUCAAUACAUCGACAGGUAUCUCGGCGAACUCAUUACCGACAGCGAGGCCGAUGCUCGCGAGGAAGCUGGCGACUUUAACAAGGCUUCUUACAUGUUCUGGCUCGACAAGUUCGCUGGAGACGAGGAUACACCUGGCGAGCUCCAUAGGAGUGAUUGCUACGUGGCUGAUGGAGAGAAGAUGGGAGGUCCAACUCGGUUUAUCAACCACAGUUGCGACCCCAAUUGCCGCCUGUUCACCGUGAGCUACAACCGAUUUGACCGAAGAAUCUACGAUCUGGCCUUCUUUGCGCUGGAGAACAUUCCUGCUGGCACUGAACUUACGUUCGACUACAUGGAUCCGGAAGAGGGAGAAGCAGGUCAAGCGGCAAACGAUGACAUGGACGAAGGCGGUGUUGCUGUUGACUGUCUCUGUGGUGCGAAGAACUGCAGAGGCAAGUUGUGGAUGUGA
Aureobasidium melanogenum CBS 110374 is the source of this 1275-nucleotide messenger RNA. RefSeq names its product SET domain-containing protein. The record is from RefSeq and is a predicted model, not a curated record. The transcript has a single exon. Gene Ontology annotation, cellular component: nucleus. Lineage: Eukaryota; Fungi; Ascomycota; Dothideomycetes; Dothideales; Saccotheciaceae. The annotation marks the transcript as partial. Gene Ontology annotation, molecular function: histone methyltransferase activity; zinc ion binding; protein binding.